Emiliania huxleyi CCMP1516 is the source of this 1578-nucleotide messenger RNA. RefSeq lists its product as hypothetical. Bases 88 to 1416 code for a protein of 442 amino acids. The record is from RefSeq and is a predicted model, not a curated record. NCBI's taxonomy places the organism in Eukaryota, Haptophyta, Isochrysidales, Noelaerhabdaceae. The transcript is spliced from 3 exons.
CGCCCCUCGGUCCUCUCGUCCUCCUCCGCCGCCGCCGCCGGCCUCUGCUCCCUCUCCUCUCCUCUCGCCGCUAGCCCUCGCCCGGCCAUGGCCGCCAUCUUCGGUAGCUUGCACAACGGCAGCCUUCCUUGGAUCCACGACCGCUCCAUCUUCACCGGCAACGCCACAGACAUUGCGUGCGCACCGGAUGCGCCACACUCUGGUCCGGGCCUGCUGCUCAUGUACGGCACGGGCGGUGGGUGCCUGCUCAGCUUCCUCAUGUGGGUGCUGUCGGGUCUGGGCGAGACGGCGAGCGGCACCAAGCCGAUAGAGACCAACCACGUCGGCGCCUUCAUCCUGAUCCCGCCCUUUUAUUUGGCGCUGGGCGCCAUCAUCGGCUGGAGAGUGGUCGACUGCACGCUCGGCUGCAGCGCGUGGGCGUCGUCUGCGCCGUCCAUCUCCUUCUUCACCGCCAACAUCCAGCGCGAGGGGUACAUGAUGCUCUUCAUGACCCUCACGCUCACCGCGCUCAUCUUCUUCAAGCGGAUCGACAAGAUGGCGCGCAGGAGGUACGUCGACGCCGCGAAGGGCGACGCGCACCCGUGGAGCCGCUCCUCGCUGGUGGGCGAGUGGCUGAUGCGGUGCGGCUUCGUCCUCACCACCAUCACGGGCAUCAUGCCCUCCCUCGCCUCCAACUGCCACCUGCAGCCCGCCUCGCGCUACGAGCGCUGCUGGGAGGAGGAGAUGUCCAACCCGCACGGCGCCGGGGUCGCGGCCGGCAUCUUCCUCACUUUCUGCGGCUACCAGUUGCGAGCCAUCGGACCGAUCGCGAUGCACAGCGGCGUCGAGGGCGCCUCGGCCUACGCCUACUACACCCUCGUCGUCUCCGAGCUCGCCUUCCUCUGCAUGCCCGCCUCGCUAGAUGCGCCGGCACACGCCCCUAGUGCUCCGGCUGCACUCCAGCGAGCGCUCGAGACCGACACGCGCUCGCACACUCUCUUCAUCUCCCACCGCAGUUGGCUCGUCUUCUUCGCCUGCUGGCUGCACUUUCUCUACGCCGGCGGCCCAAACCCGCGGACGGUCGACGUCUGCCUGCUGCACACGACGCAGAGCGCCUGCACGGGCGAGGAUCUGCCGCCGCAGCAGCAGCGGUGGGCCGACCAGCGGCCGGGAGGGUGGCAGUGCCGCUGGGACCCCGACACCGACUACUACCGCUACCCGUGCACGCGCCACGACUGCGACGCCGGAGGCCGGCUCGAGGGCAACAAGUACUCGGUCAUCUUCGAGUACUUGGGCUUCCUCUACUGGUGCGUCGCGUGCGCGGGGAUGAACGAGGCGAUCGACGUGAUGGACGACGUGCCGGCCACCCGCGCCGUCGCGCAGCGGAAGCGCGAGAUGACGCGGCUCGCGGCGGCGGGCGACGCGGCGCUUCUCUAAGCGUCGCGGUUUAGGCCCGGGCCUGCACCCCCUCACUCUCCCAGGCCCAUUUGUUUGAGCACGCGUGUUGCACACAUACGGUGGUCACAGAUUGUGCGCAUGGAGCAUGUGGCGGCUAAUCCGUGUGCUGCUAGAUUAAAUUCAUAAUUUAUGCAUUAUGGU